Messenger RNA from Astrephomene gubernaculifera, 1512 nucleotides. The record is from the annotation of a GenBank genome assembly. Lineage: Eukaryota; Viridiplantae; Chlorophyta; Chlorophyceae; Chlamydomonadales; Astrephomenaceae.
CGCCCUCAGAUAAGCUAGAGUAUAGUCAGGUGUUGACGGAGACUGUUGUUGUCCAUCUUGUUGUUCAGCAGCUCCUUUUCAGUCACCAUGCAGCUUCGGCAACAGAUGAAGGCGGCCGCCGGCCGCCGCUCGGCCGCCCGCCCAGCUGUCGCCAGGGUCCCUACCGUCCGUGUUCAGGCCACCGUUGCCAUGCCAGCUCCGUCUGCGGCUGCUGUCCAGCCACACGGGCGCGUUUUCAACUUUUCGGCUGGGCCUGCCGUCCUGCCGGUUGAUGUGCUCGAGCGCGCUCAGGCGGACCUGAUCAACUGGCAGGGCAGCGGUAUGAGCAUUAUGGAGAUGAGCCACCGUGGCAAGGAGUUCGAGAGCGUAAUUAAGAAGGCGGAGGCCGACCUGCGCACCCUGCUGAACAUCCCGUCCAACUACAAGGUGCUCUUCCUCCAGGGCGGAGCCAGCACGCAGUUCUCCAUGAUCCCGCUCAACCUGGCGAAGGCUGGUGAGACGGUUGACUACGUUAUCACUGGCGCCUGGUCCAAGAAGGCUGCUGAGGAGGCGAAGAAGUACUGCAAUGUCAACAUCGCUGCUAAGGGCGACAACAAGUCCCUCCCUCCCGCCUCCGCCUGGAAGCUCAGCCCCGAUUCCCGCUACGUCCACUACUGCGACAACGAGACCAUCGGUGGGGUUGAGUACAAGGCCACGCCCGAGGUCGGUGACCGCGUGCUGGUCAGCGACAUGUCGUCCAACUUCAUCUCUAAGCCGAUUGACGUCUCCAAGUACGGUAUCAUCUACGCCGGCGCCCAGAAGAACGUUGGUCCCUCUGGUGUGACCAUCGUGAUCAUUCGUGAGGACCUGAUUGGCCACGCGCGCCCUGAGGCGCCCACCAUGCUUGACUACAAGAUCCAUGUCGAGAACGACUCCAUGUACAACACGCCCCCGUGCUGGUCCAUCUACAUCUGCGGCCUCGUGUUCGAGAAGCUGCUGAAGUUGGGCGGCCUGGAGGCGAUGCAGAAGCUCAACGAGGAGAAGGCGGCCGUCCUGUACGACGCCAUUGCUGCCUCCAACGGCUUCUACAACAGCCCCGUUGACCCGGCCGUGCGCUCGCUCAUGAACGUGCCCUUCACCAUCCCGUCGCAGCCAGACCUGGAGAAGGUCUUCAUUAAGGAGGCUGAGAAGGCCGGCAUGCUCCAACUCAAGGGCCACCGCUCGGUGGGUGGCAUGCGCGCCUCCAUCUACAACGCCAUGCCCAUUGAGGGUGUGCAGCAGCUGGCCUCCUUCAUGAAGGAGUUCGCUGCUAAGCACGCAAAGUAAGGGCGCUCGGCCCCUUAGCAACGGAACGCGGUUCCUCGCGGCUUGGAUGGGGAACGGGGCAGCGGCUGGAGUUGCGGCCGCUUCAGGAGCAUCAUUGCUGCCACGCUGCUUGCAUCAUGUGCGGCUCCUUUUAGCCAGCGGCUAUCCCAUCUCGAUUAAGCGAGCGUGGCGCAUCUGCUUGCUGCGUGUUUGAAUGACAUUUGACCG